CCAGCCGGCCGCCAGGAAAUGCCCAGGAGUGUGUGUCACCUGCCCCGACGCCUUGUUGAGUCCCAGGAGCGCCGCCUCUCGGGUCGGAGCCCCCGAGACCGGAGGCCGCUGCCGCCCGCUCACAGCCAUGAGCAAGCUGGGCAAGUUCUUCAAAGGGGGAGGCUCUUCCAAGAGCCGAGCGGCUCCCAGCCCCCAGGAGGCCCUGGCCCGGCUUCGGGAGACGGAGGAGAUGCUGGGCAAGAAACAGGAGUACCUGGAGAGUCGGAUCCAGAGGGAACUCAGCCUGGCCAAGAGGCACGGCACGCAGAACAAGCGAGCUGCAUUACAGGCACUAAAGAGAAAGAAGAGGUUUGAGAAGCAGCUCACACAGAUUGACGGCACACUUUCCACCAUUGAGUUCCAAAGAGAAGCCCUGGAAAACUCACACAGCAACACCGAGGUGUUAAGGAACAUGGGCCUGGCGGCAAAAGCGAUGAAAGCAGUUCAUGAAAACAUGGACCUGAACAAAAUAGAUGAUUUGAUGCAAGAGAUCACAGAGCAACAGGAUAUCGCCCAAGAAAUCUCAGAAGCCUUUUCUCAGCGGAUUGGAUUUAGCGAUGGCUUCGAUGAGGAUGAGUUGAUGGCAGAACUUGAAGAAUUGGAGCAGGAAGAAUUAAAUAAGAAGAUGACAAAUAUUCGACUUCCAAAUGUGCCUUCCUCCUCCCUCCCAGCACAACCAGAUAGAACGCCGGGUAGAUUGCCAGGCUUGUCCUCCACUGCACAUAGAUCCCGAGCAGCAUCUUCCAGAAGAGCAGCAGAGGAAGAUGAUGAUAUCAAACAAUUGUCAGCCUGGGCUACUUAAGCUAAAACGGAAUUUUUUGACACCUAUGUUAACAGCUGUACAUAAGACAUAAAAAAUAUUUUUGUCAAGUUCGGAAGUUAACAGAGACUCUGUUUUAUAAUUACACUGGAUGAAUAAUUGUCUUAAGCCUCAUAAGUAGAAGUUAAAAAACGAGGCAUGUAUAGACAUAGAAUCAGGGAUGGAAAGGGGCUCCCUACUGUCUCAGAAGAUCCCUCUAUAUUGAUGGGAGGGGGAAUUCUACCUUGUUCACUACUGUAUUUCCAGUCCUGGCACAUAAUUGGUGCUCUCUAUAUAUUUGUUGAAAGAAAACUGAAUUCUAUGAACAUAUAAAACAUAUAACAAUUUAUAAGCCAUAUAAGAAUGAUAGGUUUAGAAUAGCUGGAGACAAUCACUCUCUUUUCUAUGCAAAUGCGUCUGCUGUGUGUAUCCAUGUUAGAAGAGAUGCGGCCCACAGUAAGUGCAAAUACACCAUGUAAAACGUCUCUUUUAGGAGAGACUUGUAGAGACAUCUUGUAUGAGUCUAUACAUAAAUGGUUUCACUUAAGUUUUGCAGUUUAAAAUCUUAAAGGAGCUUUAAUUGACAUUUAUUAUGCCAAUUAAGCUUGGAAUGGGGCAAUGGAUGCAUUACCCAAAAUUUCUGAGAGCACUAACAGCUGACACUGCCGAGCUGGCAUCUCCUGGGUAUAAUUUAGCCACUUAGGGAGCUGCAUUAACACUCCGGGCCAUUAUGAUGCCGUUAUGGCUUCAGUGUGCUAAAUGUGUGAAUGUUCCUUCUUUUCUGUUUUGUGCUCUCUUGUACACUUAUUUACAAUUUACAGCAUAUUCUUUGUAAAUACAUAAAAAUAUAGGCAAUUAAAAGUAUAUCUUGAA
This is a messenger RNA of Ceratotherium simum simum (southern white rhinoceros), 1711 nucleotides long. The record is from RefSeq and is a predicted model, not a curated record. Lineage: Eukaryota; Metazoa; Chordata; Mammalia; Perissodactyla; Rhinocerotidae.